CACUGGCAAACGGCAGCAUGGAAGCCUCCAGCGGAGGGGAGAAGCAGCCGUUGCUCGGAUUCGGGCAGGCGGUGAUCGGUCCCCCUGGCUCUGGGAAGACUACUUAUGUCCGAGCCAUGCACGCCCUUCUCACCAGCAUGGGCCGCCCGGUCUCUAUUAUUAAUCUGGACCCGGCCGGGGAGGACGAGCCUGGGGCGGCAGUGACCCUGCGGGAGCUCCUGGCUCUGAGUGAAGUGAUGAGUGAGCUGCAUCUGGGACCCAACGGCGCGCUUCUCUACUGCAUGGAGUACCUGCAGGGUAACCUGGACUGGCUGCGGGACAGGCUGAUAAGUCUGCGGGGCACUUACCUCCUGUUUGACUGCCCGGGGCAGGUGGAGCUGUAUACCCACCACCCGGCUCUGCCCAGCAUUCUCCGACAGCUGCAGGCCUGGGGCCUACGGCUGUGUGCAGUACACCUUGUUGAUUCUCAUUACUGUACAGACCCUGCCAAGUUUAUCUCUGUUCUGUGUACCUCUUUAAGCACCAUGCUUCAUGUAGAACUGCCACACAUUAAUAUCCUCUCAAAAAUGGAUCUGAUUGAACAAUAUGGCCGACUGGCAUUUAACAUUGAUUUCUACACUGAUGUUAUGGACCUUUCCUAUUUGGUGGAGCAUUUAACCUCUGACCCUUUUUUCCGGCGACACAAACGGCUUCAUGAGAAACUGGCUGAGGUCAUUGAAGAUUACGGACUGGUGUCAUUCAUGCCACUCAGCAUCAAGGAUGAACAAAGCCUAAGGAGAGUCAUGGCAGCUGUGGAUAAAGCUUGUGGUUUCUGCUUUGGAGAAGAAAACAGAUCUCUUGGAUCACUUACGUCUGUAGCAGUGGGUGCUGACUUCCAUUUUGCAUCAGCUCUGGCAUUUCAGGAGAAAUUUGUGCAAAAGGAGACUCGAACAGUGGAAGAAGAGACAUUACAGUUGUGAGUUCCAUUCUAGUAGAGACUG
Molecule: messenger RNA, 980 nt
Organism: Nanorana parkeri
Lineage: Eukaryota; Metazoa; Chordata; Amphibia; Anura; Dicroglossidae
Gene: GPN2
Product: GPN-loop GTPase 2
Exons: 5
Coding region: 18-959 (313 amino acids)
Cellular component (GO): cytoplasm
Molecular function (GO): GTPase activity
Source: RefSeq, a predicted model, not a curated record